GCGCUGAGAGUGGCGAAAGGUUAGGGGUCAAGGCUUAGCCUGGGCUACACUCAAACAACCUCUAACCUCAUAAAUGUUAGUACCUGUACCUAGGCAAAGGGGAAGAGCUGCACGAACCAGGUUCAGCUUAUUCAGGUACGUGGUAUCCCGGCGGCCGGUCAUCGUACUCGAGUACUGUCCCCUUGCACUAAUAUGGGUCGAUAUUCAUCACCAGAAUGCCAUUGCUCCUUCACAACCUGCUCCGAGCGCCGCCAAUUCUGAUCCAACAUAGAACCUUGACCCGCUACACAGCUCUGAAAGAAGCACCACGCCGCAUGUCGACGUCCACGUUCGGGAGAGCGCGGGCUCUCGCGGAGGCAAACGAGCCUCAGUGGUCUCCGGGGACGGAUGAAGCCACAAAGAAGGAGGCUUUGGGGUUGAUCUCCGGGGGAAAAUGGUCGCUUAGCGCCACCCGAAUGGGGAUAGAGCGUGAGUUCAAGUUCAAGACUUUUGCAAAAACCAUGGUACGUGUCGGCUGCUCUGCAUUGCACUGUGCAAGUACGAAAGGGUUGUGUCAAGGAUGGGGAACCCAGUGUUCAUUGACUGAGGGGAGAUAGAUUUUCAUCAACCAAAUUGCGGACCAGUGCAAAGUCAGGAAACAUCACCCGGACUGGGCAAAUGUGGGCGAAAAUUCUCUACCUUUACUUGCCGAAUGGCAAUUGCAUGGAGCGCCAUGGCUAUCAAGGGUCCGGUCGCGAAACUAACUUGAGAGAAUCUAUCCUUUUCUGGGUAAGAAUUAGGUCUACAACAAAGUCACCAUCCGCUGGACAACUCACAGUCCGGAAGGCCUAUCCUACAAAGACGUAGAGAUGGCCAAGUUCUGCGACGGUAAAGGUGCAGAGUUGGGGGAAAUUGGUGAGGGGAAGUUCGAGAGAGAGGCGGAUAAAUAGCAAGUACCGGUACCGGUAGUGCGCAGGGUGGAAAUGUCCUGGGCAGUCCGCUACCGGUAGGAGAAGGGGUGCAGGAGUGCGGGCCUUAUUCAGGCCGCCCAGAGGCCUCGAAAUGCCCUUGGGGGGAGAGUAGGGGAGGGACGAGAAAGGAGGAAUUGAACAGUUGUCUAGUUCAGCCAGAUAACGGUAACGAUAGCAGCAGCAUUAUUACCGUUCCGUGUAGUUUCUUCGCUCCUUUUCUGUAGAAAAAUGUCACCAGCAAAGUUGCAACG
Tuber aestivum (summer truffle) is the source of this 1201-nucleotide messenger RNA. The record is from the annotation of a GenBank genome assembly. Lineage: Eukaryota; Fungi; Ascomycota; Pezizomycetes; Pezizales; Tuberaceae.